Molecule: messenger RNA, 7387 nt
Organism: Cavia porcellus (domestic guinea pig)
Lineage: Eukaryota; Metazoa; Chordata; Mammalia; Rodentia; Caviidae
Product: olfactory receptor 6B1-like
Exons: 1
Coding region: 3859-4902 (347 amino acids)
Biological process (GO): G protein-coupled receptor signaling pathway
Cellular component (GO): membrane
Molecular function (GO): G protein-coupled receptor activity; olfactory receptor activity
Source: RefSeq, a predicted model, not a curated record
UGUAUCAGGGCAAGGAGGGUUCUCUGUGCAUACACUCUGCUUAUUAUUCAGAAGCACACUCUGGCCAAGGAAAGGGGAUGUAGGUGGUCAGCUAUGCAUCACUAGGCUGCCCUCCCCACCUUGAUGACACAGUAUGUUUGGACCUGCCCAGCUGCAGGAGAUUUUCCCAGCCACUCCUGACUGCAACCUUUGGGAAGUAGCAGAACACAGGAGGAACUUGCUUCAGUCUCUAACCAUUGAUUAUUUUCUCCAUUGCAAAGGAAUCUCUUAUUGAAGAAGGAUCAGUUUUGCAGCAGACUGCCCUGGAUUUACAUCUUCCAAGGUUUUCAUCUUGUUAAAACCCGGAUAUUUACAGAAACCCUGUGCUCCUUCCAAGAACAGCUCCACAUGCUCCUUGUCUUAAGGCUUUUUCUAGACUCCUUGCAACAUCCAGGGCCAGAGAGAUCUUAUUCUCAGCUCAGAGUCUAUGGUGGCCCUCAGCCACCCUGCCCCUACCCCUAGUUCUCAUAUUCCUCUGGAACCACACCUUCUAUGUCUCACAUUGAGCUCUCUCUGAACCUCAAGGACAAGGUAAGUUGCUGAGUUUGCCAAGUCCCUAACCCACAGCAGCAUUGAGUCAUCAGCAAAACCUGGGAAGAAUGGUUAGGCCCUGAGUUCCUUCACAGGUGCAGAAGAUGGCUGGCAGUCAAACUGGAGUGCAUAGGACAGGGCUGGAACUCAAAUUUCAUGAGCCUUUCAAUGGGUGAGAGCUGAGCUAUGCCUGUAUUCCUGAGUGUGUUUGUGUGUUGGCCUAGGUAUGUAGCUGUGUGUUUCUGAAGCUGGGUGUACACCUACAUACACCUGUGUGCUUUUGAGCAUAUGUGGGACUGUAUCUGUGCCUUAGUCUGUGAGUGUGCACCUGUGUAUUUACCUAUAUUAUGUGCCAUAUGUUCCCGUGUAUACCUAUAUGCACCUACACGUGUCUGUGUGCGUGCACCUAGGCACAUUCACAUGUACCUUAAUGCAUGUGAGUAUGCCUACAUGUGUCUGCAUCUAUACUUUGGUUGAACAAUGAGCCCAGUAGGGUCUGUUGGUGACCAUGUCUCUUGGGAGUAGAUUUCUUUGUGGAGGGGCAGUGUGUCUGUGCUUUCACUGUUAUCUCUUUUUCAAAGUUGCAUUUGUCUGCUUGCUUCAGGGGGAGAAAGUGAGGUUCUCAAUACUGAAGGGCUUGGCAUCUGGCUCCUGGGCAGGGGCAUCAGUUUCUGGGGAAAUCUGUGUAUGCUGGAGCUGGAUCUUCUUGGAGGCUAUUUUCUUUUUCCUUUUUUCUUUUUUUUUUUAUAUUUAGAGAAAAAAAGGAAAACAGAAAAAAGGGUAGAAAUAAUACAAAAUUUCAAAAAAACAAUAAUAAAUGACUAGUCAAAAAAUAACAGUAAGAAAUCAUUAGUUGAUACAUUAUAUAUUGUUAUCUUAGAAGUAGUUGUUCAAUUUACAAAAUCAAAAUAUAAAAAAUUAACAAUCAAACAAUGACAGUGCAAACUAUUCUGUUUGAUGGACUAACAAAAACUUAAUAGUAUGGUUAUCUAUCUUGCACACUUAAACAUGCAGUUAUAUCUUUUAGAGCACUUUCUUUCCCUUUCUUUUGGGGCUUGCUUGCUUGUUUUUUGAGACAGGGUCUUGCUUGCUUGUUUUUUGAGACAGGGUCUUGCUCUGUAGUUCAGGCUGGCUUUGAACUUACUACAUAGCUGAAGCUGGCCUCAAACUCACAGUGAUACAGUGAUACUCCUGCCUCAGCCUUUUGAGUGCUGGAAUUACAGACACCUGGCAGGGCUAAAUCUUUACCUAUCUGGCAGAAACCUGAAAUUUUGUGGGAGCCUAUGCUGGGAGGGUUUGCCCAUGAUGUGGAGAUGGAUAUAAUUUUGAUGCCUGUGAGGGAAUCUAAGUUUGGGGAAAGAAGUGUGUGACUCUGCAUUUGUGUUAAAUUAGGAGAGCACUGUGUUGUAUGUAAGCAUCUGGGGGCCUGUCUGGACUGUGUCUUAAGUAUAGUGCAUGAAGCUCUUCUGAGUUUCAGUUUGUCUCCACAUGUCUGUAUGUUAAGAAAUCAGCUUGCUGCUAUGAGUCCAGCCAACAUAACAUGGUCCUUGAUCCAUCUUUCAAAGAGAAAAAGAUGUUGUGUAUGGUGGUGCAUGUCUGUAAUCCCAGCACUCAGAAGGUUGAGGCAGGAGAAUUGCUGUGAGUUCAAGGCCAGCCUAGGCUACAUAGUGAGUUCAAGGAUAGCCUGGGCUAUAUAGUGAGACUCUGUCUCAAAAGAAAAGAGUUAAAUUCAAAGAGAGACAUAACUAGAAGGGACAGAUGUUUUCUUAAACCCCACAGCUAGUAGGUAGCAGAUCUAAGCAAAGGCCAAUUGACAUGGGUCACAGGAGCCUGUCUAGGAAAUGGAAGGGAUGUGGCUUGUUUCACCGAGCCUAGCUCCCAGGCUGAUUAGUUGGAAGCAACAAUACCAGGGAUCAGAGCCAAGCAAAGGGAAGGUCUCCACAUACCAGGACUUUCCCCCACUCCGCCCUUGCUGUGUGGCAUCUCUCAUGACCCAGUUGUCUAGAGCGAGCUCAUACAUCUGGGCCAAGAUGAAAACUGACUAUUCCUACUAACCUCACUCAGGGCUGGGGUUAUGGGGUGGGCAGUACCAGCAUCUGGGGACGCAGAAGAGGUAUCUGGGUAGCCCAAGGGCAAUAGGAGGCCUGAGGAAGGACUGAGUGGCCCUUCUUCAGAGCAUCUACUCUGGCCAGCAGUGGCAGAAGGAGCAGCCCCUUCAAAACUCUGCUACUUACAUGGGCUUGGCUCCAGCCAUGGCGUAUGCUUCUCCAGGCCUCAUGGCCAGCUGCGGAGGGAUGGACUCUGUUUUCAGUUUGCUGACCAGCCACCUCAGUUGAGGGCACCUUAGAGGCACUAACAAGGUGGAGAAAAGUCUGGAAGUCUGUCCUCAGCCAUUCCUGCUCAAAUUCAUUCUUUAUACAAUUACUCAGCUCAUUCAGCAAACUGGCUAAGCUUUACUUUAAGGAUAAAAACCAGACACAUCAAAGCCCAUGUCUGAAAUUACAGUGCAGCUAUACAAGCAAAGCCCAAAGAAACAGAUUUACUUUAAAACAGGGGCAGGGGCACUUGCUUGGCUCAGCCACAUUUUGAGACUGGCCUGGCAUCAGAAACACCUGAAUCAGCUGUAGGAAAAAAACUAGGCUUACUUCUACAAGACAGAAAAGGAGUUCAUUUCUGUUCUCCACUUCACUGUCUGUAAGGCAAUGCUGUGUGGAGCCACUACAAUCCUUGUUAAUCCUCAUAGUAAGUUCUGCAAAGCCACCACCAUCACCUGUGUACAGAUAGGGAAUCUGGCCAAGGCCUGGCACUGCCCUCCUCAUGCAAGGCUGCUCACUUUCCCACUGACCCUCAACCCCUCUGCUGACACCAGGAUGCCCCCCUUGUUGCCUGGUCACUAGCUCAGUGAUAUCCCUGAUGUCUUCUCUCCUGACUCUUAGAACCCCUGUCCAUUCAUCCCUGAGUCUAGAGUGACCCCAGCCAUGCCUACUUCCCAACCUGGGGAAAGAUGCAUGAACUGGACCUGGUGCAGGCAAGGCUGAGGCAGUGGGGAAAGGGUUUCACAGUGCCAUUCAAAGUGUUAUUCUUCAGUUCAUACAGUCAGAGCUCUCAAAUGUGCUCAGUGCACCUCCAGGACAGACAACAUUUGUCUGAUGGAUUUCUGUGCUGGGCUAUGCUGUUGGCCUCUUCAGCAACCUGUGGAAAACGCGUAAAUGCCAUGGCUGAGCCAUGAUCUGAGGGAGGAGGGUGGACAGGGAAGAGGUCUCACUUUCUACUCUAGGGAAGUUCAGCAUGAAGGGGACAGGAGAAACUGUUGGUCUCUCCAUCCAGCCUGCCCAACCCUGCGCCUCUACUCCCCAAAGUAGGGCCAUGGGCACUAUGUCUGCAAGAAACAACCACUCAGAGGUGACCGAGUUCAUCCUGGUGGGCUUCCCGGGAUCCCUAGGGCUCCACCUGUGCCUGCUGGUAAUGUUCCUGAUAGCCUACAUUCUAACCAUCACUGAGAAUCUGAUCAUCAUCGCAGUAAUCUGUACCAGCCCUGCACUACACAAGCCCAUGUACCUCUUCCUCAGCAACCUGUCCUUCCUGGAGGCGUGGUACAUCUCUGUCACAGUGCCCAAGAUGCUGCUCAGCCUGGCCAUUCCUGAGUUCCAGCGUAUCUCCUUUGCAGGCUGCAUGGCACAACUCUACUUUUUCCUGGCACUGGCCUGCACCGAAUGCACGCUUCUGGGUGCCAUGGCCUAUGACCGCUACGUGGCCAUCUGCAACCCCCUGCGCUAUCCAGCUAUCAUGAAUCCCAGUCUCUGCAGCCUCUUGGCUGCUGGUUCCUGGCUCUCUGGUUUCACCAUCUCCCUGGGGAAGGUCUUUUUCAUCUCCCGCCUGGGCUACUGUGGUCCCAACAUCAUGAACCAUUUCUUCUGUGAUGUUUCCCCCCUGCUGAAUCUUGCAUGCUCUGACAUGUCUGUGGCAGAGCUUGUAGACUUCCUCCUGGCACUGCUCAUCUUGCUGGGGCCGCUACUGCUGACUGUCUUCUCCUACGCAGCCAUUCUCAGCACAGUGCUUCGCAUUCCAUCAGCUGAUGGCCGGCAAAAGGCCUUCUCCACCUGCGCCUCACACCUGGCGGUGGUGGUCAUCUUCUACUCAGCCUCCCUCUUCAUGUAUGCCCGGCCACGUGCCAUCUAUUCUUUCGACUACAAUAAGCUAGUGUCAGUGGUGUACACAGUGCUGACACCCCUACUCAACCCAGUCAUCUACUGCCUGCGGAACCAGGAGGUCAAGCAGGCACUGCACAGGGCACUGCAGAAGGUGGUUCAGGCCCUGCGGAUCUACUUCUAGACGGACCAACACUGCCUUCACCUGUUCCUGAAUUCCCUGAACCUUCUUGCCAGUGACUCUGGACAACCAGACCCCUUUAGAGGCUGAAGGAAGAAGUCAGCGUAUCUUCCCACUCUGAGUCCUCACUUACUAGGUAACAGUGAAGUGGUACCUCACUUACUGGGUCCCCAAAAAUGGCUCGCCCCAUUCUAGUGCCACUCUGGAACCCUCACCCUGACCCUUAGGUGCACUACAGGAUUGUGUUCACCUAGGCCUCUCUCUAAAUAACCACUUGGGUAAGCUAAUAUUAGUCCCUUUACAUCCAAGGGGAGCAGAGUAGAUGUUAUCACCCCAGUUUCUAGGCAAGGACACCAACACACACACACAUGCACACACACACACACACACACACACACACACACACACAUCAUGCAGACCGUUCAGCAGCCAUCAGCACCUCUGUCCCCCAUACCAAGCUGAACCAGCCCCAGUGGCCCCUGCUAAGUGGCUCUUCCUCUAUCCAGGCCCCCACAGGCUUCAUGAUGGUUAACAAUAGGACACAGUAGAGAAGAGGACAAAUCACUCACUGCAGAAGCCAGAGGAGGUAGAGCAGGGAAGGACCAAAAUUGUUCCUAAGCAAAAACCAGCACUCAUGCCCACUUGAAACUGGUGUAUCUAUGACUAUCACCUCACUCUGUUAGAAGUAAAUGAGGUGGUAAAUGAAUUCAGGGCUCCUGCUGGAGCUGCUGCUAAUCAGAAUGUUAGGGCUCCCCCACAAGGGUUAAUAGCCAGUGCUCCAGUCUUCCAGCCCUCUCUGCCCAUUUCCCACUACCUGCCAUACAAUGAGCAAGCAUGUUUCAAUGCCAUUAGAGUGUAAAAGGCCCUGACAUCCACCAAGACCCCUGCCAUAGUGUCCACACUGACCAAAGGCCUGGUUUUAAGGGCUGGUAUCUCAAUGUGUCCUGUAAGAACCCUUCAUCUGCUCCUCUUGAGAGGCCAAGAAGAAAGAGAAGGUCCCUGGCCACUGCAUUAGCAGCCCCUGCCUUAGCAACCAUAGCUUCAUACACCCAUUUCAAAGUGCAAGAGACCCAGGCAGUGUAAGUUGUAAUGAUGCCAUAAGAGUUCUGCACUAACCAUCAAGCAUCAUGAGGUCCCACACCCACCUCAUCCCCAACCAAGAACUGCAGAGACAACAAGUAGAUGGUUCACAAGUCACAUUAUGUCUGUAACAGCUCUUUCAGGGAAUGAUUCCCAGCCAUGCUGGCAAAGCAGCUUACCUAUGAGGUGGACACUUGGACCUCGGAGCUCAACUCGGGUCCAGCAGAGAGCACAUGGGAGAGAAUGGGUUGGAGGCCUCAUUGGAUACUCAGGUGUUAGGUUCAGCUGAUCAACAGCUGCACCAAAGCCUACAAACCAUAGCCCCUACCCUGGAUCAGGUUGUUCUCAAUGGCACAGACACAUGAUGUUUAAGGACAGACACCAGGGCAUGAGAAACAGGCAAGUCCUGACAGUGUGGUGCAUGGCCUGAGGGUCUCUCUGAGAUUCCUUUUGUUUCACAGAGAAGAUGAAACAGGAGCAGAGGGGAGGGAAGAACCAAAACUAGCAAGAAAUCAGAGGACUAGCCAGGCAAAUGCCCAGGAAGAAACACUCUUGCUCCACAGACUGGACAGUGAAGAAAAUAUCCCAGGAGAAGUGCCUUUGCAUAAAAUGCUAUGAGUACAUCCUUCUUCCAAAACAGAUGCACUUUACUUCCAAACAAAACUCCUAUAAACUAAUCUUUCAAAAAAAAAUAGAAUAAAAGCAUUGGCUCACUGGUGCAUUCUUUCAUGAACAAAGUGCCAGCUCCAGCCACGGUCUUCCAGCCCUACAGAGACCAGGAGCAUCAGGGAACCUAUAGCCUGGCUUUGAUGCUGCAAGCUUGGAUCAGUGGAGUGCACUUGAUGCCAAGGCAGUGGGGGCAAAGGUCCUGCCCUGAAUAGACAGAGCAUGGCACUCACUGGGGAGGAGAGCUGCCUGCAUGCAAACAGCAAUAUGGGGAACAGGGAAAGCACCCCACACUCCAGAGCCCAGAAGAGCUAGGGCACAGACUCCAGUGACCCCCAGAUCCCUGUCACAGUCCUCCACUUGUCCCAUAGUGUCCAGACUCAAUCUGCUACUCACAACUGUUUGUCCCCCAAAGCAGUGAUGUUCCAUCUUCCAGGCCUCUCCAAGGGUCCCUCUUCACUACCCCAUGCCACCACCCAGUUAGAAUUUUUGCCCUCAACUCUGUUAUCCUUGCCCCUAAUUUGCCCUGCCUUGUGCCAUCAGGCUCCCAAAUGUCUGUAAAGUGAAUUCCCAAAUCCUCAUCAGGCUCACUCUCACUCAGGCAUCCCCUAACCCCCACACUGCAACCCACACCCAUCACUAGCUGAGUGCCAGCCCAAUCCAUCUGCUCCUGUCAGUGGCAACCCCCACUGCAAGGAUGCUUGAAGUCAAGCCUUGCCUAGAGCCUUUAUUCCAGUUUAUC